UUGUUCCUUUUCAGUCAACUAACUCUUCAUCAAUAAUAAAUCUAAAAUUGAAGGAAGCCUCAUCACCAUAAGUGAUUUCUGAUCCAAGUCUCUGAGAAGUAUGGAAGAAGUGAAGCUACUUGGAACUUAUACAAGCCCAUUCAAUAGGAGAGUCAUGUGGGCUCUCAAACUGAAAGGAGUACCAUUUGAAUACAUACAAGAGGAACUCUUCACCAACAACAAGAGUGAAUUGCUUCUCAAAUCCAAUCCAGUUUAUAAGAAAAUCCCAGUUCUUAUUCACAAUGGAAAACCAAUCUCUGAGUCCACCGUAAUCCUCGAAUACAUCGAAGAGACAUGGCCGGAGAAUCCAUUACUCCCUAAAGAUCCUUAUGAGAGAGCCAUAGCUCGUUUCUGGAUUAAAUUUUUGGAAGACAAGACCCCAAUUAUAUAUGCUUUCUACCUGUCUGUUCCGGGGGAAGAACAGGACAAGGCAAUAAGGGAUUGCUUGGAAAUGUUGAGAACAAUUGAAGAACACGGUCUUAAGGAAGAUAAGAAGAAGUUUUUCUGCGGCAAUAAGAUCGGUUUAACAGAUUUGGUUUUUGGAUGGAUGGCUUACCAGUGGGAAGUGAUGGAAGAGAUUGUAGGGGUGAAGUUGAUGGAAGCCAAUAGCUUUCCAAGACUGCAUACAUGGGCUGAGAACUUCAAGUCAGUCUCUGUGAUCAAAGAGAACCUUCCGGAUCGUGAUAGACUCAAAGCUCAUACCAAAUGGCGAAGGGAGAUGCUUAUUGGUGAAGCUUGA
Telopea speciosissima is the source of this 778-nucleotide messenger RNA. RefSeq names its product probable glutathione S-transferase. Gene Ontology annotation, cellular component: cytoplasm. The transcript has 2 exons. Bases 101 to 778 code for a protein of 225 amino acids. Gene Ontology annotation, biological process: glutathione metabolic process. The record is from RefSeq and is a predicted model, not a curated record. Gene Ontology annotation, molecular function: glutathione transferase activity. Lineage: Eukaryota; Viridiplantae; Streptophyta; Magnoliopsida; Proteales; Proteaceae.